This is a messenger RNA of Salpingoeca rosetta, 1664 nucleotides long. RefSeq lists its product as uncharacterized. Lineage: Eukaryota; Choanoflagellata; Craspedida; Salpingoecidae. The transcript is spliced from 11 exons. The record is from RefSeq and is a predicted model, not a curated record. Bases 39 to 1463 code for a protein of 474 amino acids. Gene Ontology annotation, molecular function: RNA polymerase II cis-regulatory region sequence-specific DNA binding; DNA-binding transcription factor activity, RNA polymerase II-specific. Gene Ontology annotation, cellular component: nucleus. Gene Ontology annotation, biological process: regulation of transcription by RNA polymerase II.
GACAAUUUUCCACAACGGCAGGAAAGAAGGCAACGACGAUGAGCGACAACCAUGCACAACACCACCAACAACAACAACAGCCGCCUGCACCUCAGCAACCGGCUGCAGGCGUUGCUGUGAGCGCCGUGACGUCUGCGGUACCCUCGUCAGCGUCGUCAACGAGAGCAAGUAGGGACGUGCCACAUCCUGGGAAAUCAGCGGGCAGUGAUGGGAAUGGAAAUACCAACAACGGCAGCAGUACCACAACAAAGGGCAAGGGUCGUCAAGACAUUGCGCUCAACGAGUCGCUCACCUCCAUUGACUGGCUUCCGCGCUUGAACGUCGGCAGAGGGAGGGAAGACGGGAAGCCACCCUACUCCUACGCUACCCUCAUCACCUUUGCGCUCAACAGUGUGAAGACUGGCGAGAAGAAGAUGACGCUUGCAGACAUCUACGAGUGGAUUCAGGAGAACUACCCUUACUUUCGCACCGCAGACAAAGGCUGGAAGAACUCUGUCCGACACAACCUGUCCCUCAACAAGAUGUUCAAGAAAGUCCCAAGGGACCCAGCAGAUCACGGCAAGGGAUGCUACUGGGCAAUCAACGAAGAUUAUGACCCAGAGACGGACGGGAGCAAAACAAGCAGGAAGCGCAAGAAGAAGACGAGCAAGUCGUCGGAUACGGGGGAAGAGCCUGCCAAGAAACCGCCAACAGCAUUCAGCCCAACAUCAAGCAUGUCCGGUGUGCUGCAGCAGGCGCAGCUUGCCGAGUUGCUUGGGUCGCAGGGCAUACCGUCAGCAUCGUUCUCUUCUCUUGUGCCGCAGCAGCAAGCGCAACAACAACAGCAGCAGCAGCAAACACAGCAGCCGUUGUCGCAUCAGCAGUUACACGACAACCAGCUCGCGGUUCCCGACAACAUUGAUUUGAAUGCGAGCUUAUCUGCGUUCCAUGACCUCAACUCCUCCUUCUCUCAAAUCUACUCCAGCAUCGUUGACACAGCCCCCGCAACAACACCAACAACAUCAUCAACCGCCGCAUCCAUCAUCACCACGACGACGAUGGCACCAACAGCACCAGCACCAGCAGCGCCCGCCACAUCCACUGCCCCAACAUCGUCUGUGACGGCAACAGCAGCGGCCCCGCCUGUGCUCACGUUUGAAACAGUGCAGGGCGUCAUGUCGAACCUGGAGUCAAAUCCACCACUGCUGCAAACACUUGAUCAGAGCCUCUACAAGAAAACGCAAGACCUGGUGAAGAAUGUUCAGGGUGACAUGAGCUUGAGCGGAAACUGGCUCCUCUCUCCGCACUUUCCCGACUUGGCAGCGUCGUUCAACACGCUCCUCCAAUCGUCCACCAACCCGCUCGCAAGCAUGGACCUCUCUGCGUUGCCCAUGGCGCCGAAGCAACCACAGCCACAGACAACUGACAUUUUCAACGUCGAUGAAGAAGAGGAGUUUGACUGGGACACACUGCCCAUGGCAUGAUGCAAUAGUGCACACAAGCCCGCAGGUGGUGGUGGUGGUUGCGUGCAAUAAUCAGCUGUGUCUUUCAAUACAUCACAUGUGUGUGCGUGUGGCAUUGCGUCGCUUUCUUUGGUUACACUUGACUUGAGUCGGAGCAAUUAUUUCAUCAAUGUGCUUGACAGCAUACAAACGACACGUUAUCCCAAACAAAACAAGGCGCAA